Messenger RNA from Alosa sapidissima (American shad), 6459 nucleotides. Its product is annotated as neurogenic locus Notch protein. Bases 649 to 2109 code for a protein of 486 amino acids. Gene Ontology annotation, cellular component: plasma membrane; membrane raft. The record is from RefSeq and is a predicted model, not a curated record. The transcript has 7 exons. Lineage: Eukaryota; Metazoa; Chordata; Actinopteri; Clupeiformes; Clupeidae. Gene Ontology annotation, biological process: negative regulation of T cell activation; intracellular signal transduction.
AGGCAACACGGAGGCAGAUGAGAGGAGGCUAUCACUCCACACUUGAACUUAAAAAUAGAAAGUGACACUCCGCGUGUUUAAUUAACGGUUUCGAGAGAGGCGUGCGCGCACGGCUGCGGAGUGAUGAGGUUGCACACGCUCCUUUAGCAAUCAGGGAUCGGCAAAGGUUGUGAAGUUGCAUCUCUGCAAAAGAAAAUGAUUGCGGGAGCGGAAAGACGUCCCGAGAGAAGCGCCGAGGAGCUCGCAGUGACAGGGAUGCUGCAGGUCGCGUUUGCGCUCUCCCUGGACGUGUGAAGAGCUUGCGUGUGUGAACGACGGUGUGUGAGUGUGAGUGAGCCGGUGUGUGUGUGUGUGUGUCUGUGUGUGAUUGUGCGUGUGUGUGAUUGUGCGUGUGUGUGUAUGAGUGUGUGUUUCCGGAUCCCUCUCCACUCAUGGAUGACUCGGAGUUGCACAUCUUCAACGUGCCUUUCAGCAAGGUGCUGCUUCUUGGCGCCAUCGCUGCAGCGACUGCCUUCGUAGUGACCAUCCUCAUCGUGCUGGUGUGUGUGGGAUGCCAAAGGAAAGGCAAAAUAAAAUACUCCCCCCACCAAUGGGACAAAGCUGAAAAAUGUGGAAGCGAGCGCACUGAGGCAGUCCAAACUGAACUCCAUGAGUAAGUCUGACACAGGGCUGCACGAGAUGAACCGGCUGCCCUGCAAUGGCAAUGGUGCUCCCAAGAGUCGCCCGGCCAGCAUGGACCUGCUCCUCCUGCACUGCCGGCGCUCGGCGUCCGACCUGCGCAACUCCUCGCUGCCCCGCCAGCUGCCCCAGGUGCCCGACGGCGACUCCGAGCACACCUACUCCCAGGUGGGCCCCCGCGCCUCGCCCGCCCCCGCCACUGCCCCUGCCCGCUGCCUGGAGCCGGACGACGGCCUCUACGAGAGCGUGGGGGUGGGGGCGCGUCACGGCGGAGGAGGAGGAGGAGGAGGAGGAGGAGGAGGCCUGGAGCCGGGUGUACCGCCGGCGCCACCGCCCACGUCCGCCAACACCCCGGCCCAGCAGCGGGCCACCUCCGCUUCCGCCGCCGCCGCCGCCGCGGCAACCCACGUGGCCCAGCACAGCCCUGGAACACCCCGCAGCAGCUGCAGCAGCAACAGCACAGCCGGGGGGGCUGCUGGGAACGGGAAGGGCUCGGGGCACGACCUCGUCACGGCCGAGUACGCCACCAUACGGAAGGUCCGCAGGGCUGACCGGGGGAACCGGAGGGAGAACGGAACCGGGCUGGCCGACACGGAGGCAGCACAUCACAGCCAGGAGGGCAGCAGGAGUGUGUUCAACCUGCAGUCCUUCCCUAAGGAGGCAGUGUUUAUGGGCAACGGCGAGCAAUACAUCUGGAAACCACCCGAGGAGGAUGACAUCAUCGUGCCCCCAGGACCGCCGACAGAGAACGACCAGAGUCACUCGACUGUCGUGGAGAUCUCCGAGAUGUACUCCACUGUGUGCAAAACCCUGAAGAGGAAGCACCUCGCUCAGCAGGCAGUGGCGACGGCAGCCCAGGAGGCAGAGGGGCAUCGGAAUGCAUCAGCUGUUGGCCCCGGGGCAGAUGAGGGCAAGAAGACGGGCCCUCCUGGAUGGCCGGCUGGGUCAAGCGGAGGAGGAGGAGGAGGAGGAGGAGGAGGAGGAGGAGGAGGAGGAGGUCCAGGUCAUGAGGAGGUCCGAGUGAGGAGGCGUGCCCAGGAGGAGCCCUGCUAUGAGGCCAUUGGCGACAAGACGUGGCCCAGCAACCUGGUGGUGGAGGCGGACCCGGCCUACGCCACCAUCGACUCCCACUGGAAGCGCGAGCGGCAGGCUAACGCUGCCACGCUACGCGCCAAGAAGAAACAGCAGCAGCAGCAGCAACAACAGCAACAUCAACAACAGCAACAACAACAACAACAACAACAACAACAGCAGCAGCAGCAGCAGCAGCAGCAGCAGCAGCAUCCACCUGGCCAGGGCAGGCCUCCGCCAGGAGAGAACUUCUACGAGACCAUCAGCGAGGUGAAGCAGGGCAUCAGCGCUGCCAACCCCAGCACCACCACCAUCUUCACCUUCAACGACGGCAUGGAGAUGUACGUCACGGGACUGUGAAUGCCGCCGCUGCGGUCACAGCCACCGACCCCCGUGACCUGUUGCGAUCCGGGGGAACUGGCCCUGCUCACGACCUCUGACCCCCGUUUUGAAGUGAGGGCAAGAAUAGACUCCCAACUUCUAAGCCUACACCUAUAUGUACAAUAUCUGAAAGGCACUGAAAACAUUAUUUGUUAUUUUGUAUGAAAUGUGACCAUAACAAUCUCCCCACCACCACAAAGGUGUUGCCUGCACUUGUUCACAAAAUAAUUCAAAAUUCUAGCGCAACGCUAUUACUCGUUUAAAACUAGGUCAUUGUCUUUAGUCUCUCUCUCUCUACACACACACACGCUGUGAAACUGCUGCCUGCUGUCCAGUCUAAAGGCAAGCGAGGCUGAAACAGGUUUUUCUGCUUAUAAGCGCAGUCUCAGGUGAGAGGGUAGGGUUUCAGAAGGGUGAUAUGAGCUGUGAUAAAGCUGUGAAAAAAGAAGAAAAUAGAAAAGAAGAAACAAGAAAAUAAGUCAUAUGGUUUAGAAGAUAACAACAUGCACACACACAUGGUCUAGUAUACUCAUGGUCACGCACACACACACAUGCACAUAGACAGAAGCACACAAUCAAGCACUUAUAUUUUUAGAUUUUUAAUUUCUUGGUGUAAGUGGUGAACACAACAGCUGUUAUACUGUGUCAUAACAGAACUCUAUUUUAGCUUCAGAGUUUAGUUGUGGUUGCAGGAUGCCUUUAGCCAAAAACUUGUUGGAAUGUCAGUCUGGUGGGUAUGGUGUCUGUUUAUUCAGCAUAUUCCGUGAGACAGACCUGCUGGCUGCUGCAAAAGUUGCAUAUUGGGACAAAUAAUACAUUGAAGUGGAAUUGAGAUCUUAAAUGCACACAGUGUGUUACAGUAGAGAGAGACAAGGAGAGAAGAUAAGGAGAUUAUUAUCCGUCGUGUGGUGGUACUGUAGUUUCUUGAGUUGGCCUUGUGUCUCUUUGUCUUCCAAAGGCAGCGAUGUCUUAUCACAUGCUGUUGUUCCACGGCAGUUUGCUUUGCCAAAGUCAGCUUGGUUCCUCCAGAGCGAUUCCACAUCAUAUAAAGAUUGCAUGUUCAGAUGUAGGAAAUCAGAACGCAUAACUUUGUGGAUUGUGUCUGGUUCUAAAACCAAGCUAUAUGGAAGAAAAGCAAUUGGUCUGUGGUGUUUUACGGUGUGAAGACAUCUUGAUUGCUGACAGGAAGGCGUGGCUACUGACAACAACCACUUUAGUGCUAUAAUGAACAUAACACCAACCAUUUUGUAUGGUUGCAGACAAAAGGAAUAGGAGAUAGAUUCUAUUUGUCAUAAAACAAAAUUAUGUAAAUAAUGAAAUAAAAAAAAAACUUUAAUGACUCAGUGAUGCACACAAUCACAUACUUUAAACCUUGAACACUCACACACACACAUACACACACACACACACACACACACACACACAAACACACUCCCACGGUUGUUUUGCUAACUGAAUCCAAACAUAUUUUUCACACAGACUGUGUGCACAGAUUAAACUCUUAACUCUUCCUGGAAAAGAAAAAAAACAUGACAAACUGGUUAUCUGUCAUGGAAUUGGCCACCUCUGACUUCUAAGGGUUUUUUUCAGGUCAGCUUGAGGUUUGCAUGUAAUUAGAGCAACAGAAGAAUAAUGUGGCAUGUUCAAUUUCAGUACCAUACUGUGGACCAAUACUGCUUUCCUCCUGGAGCAGGUCAUUCCUCUUUAAACUGGUCUUUUUUUUUCACCCGCAUGUAUUACACUGUGCUAACUUUACUCAAUAUCUGCUGAGACGUGAGAUUUGAUUUGUGAAUGGUGAUGCAUGUAGUUUCACAAUGCCAAGGGAGACAGGGUGACAGUCUCUUACUCAACAUGCUAUUGCUUGAUAGUGUGAUCAAAAUCCUAAUCAAAGUCUGGGGAUUUAUUUGCCAAUCUGUUUGUGUGUAUGUAUGUGUGUGUGUCUGUGUGUAGAAAAUUGUUUUGAAAUCAGCUCGACCAGAAUCAAGCCCAUAAAAGGGCACACAUUCCAAAAAUCUUGGCACAACUCUGUUUUCGAUGUCUUUUCUUUUUUUCUUUCUUUUGGCGGAGCAACAUGCGUCCACCACCCACCCUUGGCUGUGCACUGGGUCAAAGUAACCAUAGGGUCAGAGGUGUUGGUGCAACUUUCCCAUGGUGUGCAUAGCAACAGCCUCUCUGUCGAAAGCUGUGGACCCUAAAGACCUGUUUUUCUUUUGAAUUUGAAUAAAGCAAUGAUGAAAAUUAGCUUUUUUUAAAUAACAAGGGAUGUCCUGGUUCAGGCGUGUUACUGCUGCAUAUCUUCACAUGGGUAUGCUUAACACCAGGCUCCGGUCUCUGGAAGUAGAGAAUGCUGUUGUAGAGUGUUCCGGAAUCAGUCAAGUGUUCCAGAAUCAGUAAGGAGCAGUAAAGGCUGUUUUUCUGGCCGGGUCUGGGGUUGUUUCACUGCCCAAUCUCCAAUGCGAGGAGUUCAAUCUCACUCGCUUCUCGGAGCCACAGGCUCUCUCCAGCCAUCAGUGGCAUUUUUGACGGCUGUGCGUCCAAGGAAAACAAACUGUCGGAGGGCCCAGAGUCGCUAGUGAGCGCCUCCUCUGGAAGUCUGUUGCUCCGCUGGUUUGUCUGUGGAUCAGCUCAGCUGCACAGUAGACAUGAGAAGGCCUUCCCAUGAGGCCCUGGGGGAGAAGCCAUGCAGGGUUGCUAUUGGUUUCUCUUUUUCAAAGAAAAGAAAGAAAUUAUGUGGAAGAGGACACAAGACUUCAGCUCAGGGACUGAAUUGUGAGUGUUUUAAGGAAACAUACCAAGUCGCUCUUACAUAACACGCUAGUCCUGCCACCAUGACAGAGAGAGAUAAAGAGAGAGAUCACAAAGUGUUCAUUGAUAUGUGCAUUUAAUUAUGCUUUAAAAAGUUAGAGCAAGCGUAUUAUACUUAUAAAUAACUUAUAUAUAGUAUACAAAAGCACUAUUUUUCCUACCCUCCCAUCUACACAAACACAUCAACUAGUCACAUUGUGUCUAAGCAGCUGAUGUCACUGCCAUGCAUAUCGGUGUUUCAAUAUUGUUGAAGCUGAUGGUGAUGUUUACUUGUAUGUGAUUGCAUGAACGUCUUUAAAAAAAGCUAACGAAUACCACUUCAUUUUGUUUAGUCCUCUUAACUGAUAUGAUUUCAACACAAAAAAGAGCAACAUGGCUGCCUAAUUCAUGUGAUUAUUGUACAUGGACUUGUGUGAACAGCUCCCAGGAUCAAUAUCUGCCAUCACAUAACAGGACGUGUCCAGUGGUAGAUUAGAGUUCACUGUUUAGAAAAAAAAGAUUAUGUUCUUGGAAGGCAGAAGUGCAAAGUUCUCAUGAGCUGGGUUGUCCAUUCCAUUGGUGAUGCACAGCCACAGCCAGAUCUGACCGACCCUUCCCCCACCUUCCCUUCCUCCUGAGAUUCAUUAGAUGAUGACCAACCUGCAUCUUCAGAACCAGGCUUCUGCCUUGCAGGGAGAAUGCGUCACCCCCCCCCCCCCCAUUCUUGUUGGGUUUUCUCCCACCCCCUCAAUCUGUCUGCUGGAGCACAGCAAUGACUUUGUCCUGAAGUACGCUCUUGGCCUUUGAUGUAGCAUUUGGAGAGUUGGGGAGGAGGGGGUUGUUGGAAGGGGCAACCUGCACUUGGACCAAGCCUAUUUUGCAUUCAGAGAGGCAUUACAAUCUGGAAUGGUUAGCAAUCAGCACAGGUUUUCAGAAGGCGUGGUGGGUUUUUAAACCAGGUUAAAAGUAGUGUAUAUUGUGUGUACUGUGUUUUCCCCUUAUCGCCUUUACUAUAGUGCAGAGCAAUGGGUACUCUUUAUUUUAAGAUAAAACCACAUUGAAACAAUCAAGGAGCAUAAUCCACUUUCCCUAGAGCAUGAGAUUCAUGUCAGUAGAUAAUUCCUGAGCUCACAGCUGUGUUAAAGACUAAUUGAUGAAAGAAUUACAAGUAUGCACAAUGAUGAGUCUGUGUGAUGGCGGUCAGAUUAUGCUGUUCAGAUAGACAUUGCUGAUGUUAUAAUAGAAAUAUAUUUUAUGUCUUGGUUGUAGUGGGUUGUAAACGGCAAUGAUCUGUCAGAGCAAGUUCUACUUCCUUUUAAAUUAUUUUGCUUUUCUAGUCCCAUGUCUGCAAAUCAGUUAGACUGGGUGUACUUUUUAAUUGGCUUGAAAACGAACAGGGUGUGUAGGCCUAUACUGUAUAUAAAUGCCAGCUUGUGUCCUAUUUUACUUAUGUGAAAAAAGAUUGUAUGUUUUUUUAAUCAAGAUAUCAUUCAUGAUAUUGUGGUCAAAUUUAUACUUUUGUAAUAAAGUUGCACCUUAAAAUAU